Molecule: messenger RNA, 1362 nt
Organism: Dujonia railenensis
Lineage: Eukaryota; Fungi; Ascomycota; Pichiomycetes; Serinales; Debaryomycetaceae
Source: the annotation of a GenBank genome assembly
AUGGAGAACCCACCAUUACCAGAAAACUACACUGCGAUAGUCGGCCUUUCCCGCUUUUUGGCAGCCAUGAAUAAUAUGCCAGCUGAUGGUACUGGGAUUACUAUACUUGUGAAGCAGUCUCAUAAUUUGAUGGGAACAUGGGUGCCACCUGUUCUAGAAAACUAUGUCAAAGGGUUACAGAUUAAUUUAUUUGGAGAUUAUCCUAAUAAAUCGGAUUUAGUUCCCUCAAUAAUAUUUGCUGUUGUAUUCUUCAUAUUGUUGUGUGCACAUUUAUUUGUCUAUUUCAUGAACUAUUCUCGUGGGCACUAUUUCUAUAUAUCAUUAUGUGCUGCAUUUUAUUGCAUUGUCAGAAUAUUGGGAUUUUCCCUUCGUGCCGUUUGGUCUCAGGAUAUUUCACAGGGAUUGAUAGGUUUAACUGGAGAGGUGUUUUUGAUUUUGGGUUCGAUUAUCAUAGUUUCCUUCAAUUUGAUAUUAGCACAGAGAAUAUUUACAUGGAGACAUCCAGUCGGUGGAUCAAGAAAGUUAUUUUGGGGCACCAUGUUCCAAUUGUAUGGAUUUGUAUUGGGAGUUAUCGCUAUGACCAUCGUUGCAGGAGCAGUUCCAUCCCUCUAUCUAUUAGGUAAAGAUGCUUAUAGGAACUAUAAUAUCUGUACCCAGGCGUCUUCUAUAUUGAUUAUUCUAUAUUCGUUAACUUCGCUUAUCUUAUUGGCCUUGACAUUUUUCUUCAAGCCAACGAAGAAAGACAAGAACUUAUACACUUAUCAACCAUGGUGGAUCGAAAGCUUUGGGACUUUCUAUUAUGUGCAAUCUGGAGAGCCACAGAGAGCAGCAAGUUCGUUCUUGAAAAGGAAUUCUAACCAUAGACAUGCAAUCAGAGUUAUUGCCUCUACGAAUCAUCAUGCCAACAUGGUAGAAGGCUUAUCAAAUCUGAGAGGUGAUGUGACCCAUAAUCUCUCUAUGGGAUUGAUUUUAACAUCCACGCUCUUAAUUUUUAUUGGUGCUUUAUUGCGAGCUAUCGUUAUCUUCCAAGGCAACAUUCAAAGAAAUACUUCCAGUGUGGGCAAGCCUGUUGUCAUGUAUAUAUGCUGGGGGGUAUUUGAAGUUAUUAUUAACAUUCUAUACCUAGUGGGGAGGAUUGAUCUCAGAUUUUAUAGACCUGACAGACUACCUAAGGAAGUGAGAGCCAUUGUAACUGCUCAACAAAGUGCUGUUCACUCCGAUAAUGAAGAUGAAGAAGAAUAUGCUGACUCUGAUGAAGAAAGCUCUGAUUCUGAUGAUAAUGGUAAGCUUGUUGCGUUAUACUCUCGUGGUAUUGAAAAAAGAAUUUCAGUUGAUGAUCAAGAUAACGAAUUUAGGUUUUAG